This is a messenger RNA of Drosophila suzukii, 2616 nucleotides long. RefSeq names its product endoplasmic reticulum metallopeptidase 1-like. Gene Ontology annotation, molecular function: metalloexopeptidase activity. The record is from RefSeq and is a predicted model, not a curated record. Gene Ontology annotation, biological process: proteolysis. Lineage: Eukaryota; Metazoa; Arthropoda; Insecta; Diptera; Drosophilidae.
AUGGGCGACAAGGACCUUCUUUUGUCGGAAUCACUUGAUUCGAUUGAAUCGGCCAGUAAUAAAAAGAAUGUUGGAAUUAAGAGACAGAUACCCAAAAUUCCAUGGUAUAUGGACGGUGGCUUCGUCAUUUUCUGGGCCUCACUCUUCCUAACGGUCGUUGUGCCCCUCUUCUACCGCCUUCCUGAGGCCAAUACCCUCGAGGAUGUGGGCAAGGGAGUCUUUAUUGCUGAACGCGCCCAGGAAAAUCUCUACGAUUUUGCAAAGAUCGGCACCAAGGUGGUCGGAAGCGAUGGAAACGAGAAUAAAACCGUCCAGUUUAUUCUAAAAGAACUAGCUCUAAUUAAGGAGAAUGUUCUAGAAGACUAUUUCGAAAUGGAGAUCGACCACCAACUUGCUUACGGAUCGUAUGUGAGGGGCGGAGCACAAUACCAGUAUCAGGCUGUACAGAAUAUAGUGGUUAAAAUAACGCCCAAGGGCAGUACGAGCCAAAAUUACCUGCUGGUGAAUUCCCACUUUGACUCAAAGCCCACAAGUCCAUCUGUCGGCGAUGCGGGUCACAUGAUUGUGACCAUGAUGGAGGUGAUCAGAAUUAUCACAACCUCGACGGAGAAGUUAACGCACUCAAUUAUCUUUCUCUUCAACGGUUCCGAGGAAAACUCCCUGCAGGCAUCUGACGGUUUCCUCACUUCACACAAAUGGGCACCAUACUGCAAGGUCGUAAUUAAUUUGGAUGCAGCUGGUAGUGGUUGUAGGGAGCUGUUAUUCCAGACCGGACCCAACAAUACGUGGCUUGUCAAGUACUACAAAGAGAGUGCGAAACAUCCAUUUGCUACAACCAUGGCUGAGGAAAUUUUCCAAACUGGUAUUGUGCCCUCGGAUACUGACUUUGCUAUAUUCACCGACUAUGGUGACAUCGUGGGUUAUGAUAUUGGACUGGUUUGCAACGGUUUCGUCUAUCACACAAAGUACGAUCAAUAUGAUAUUAUACCACGGGCUUCUAUUCAAAACACGGGAGACAACCUUUUGGCUCUGGCUAAAGCCCUUGCCAAUGCCCCAGAAUUGGCUGAUACCACUGAGACCGGAAAAGCCGUGUUUUUCGAUGUCCUAGGAUUGUUCUUAGUUAGCUACUCGGCGGAGAAUGGAAAAACCCUCAACUAUGCCGUUGCUGGAGUCGCCAUUAUCCUGGUUUAUGUAUCUCUAUUGCGCAUAGCGGAUGUCUCCAACGUUACCCCCGCACAGGUCCAGGGUUGGUUCGUCCUUAUCCUUGUCCUUCAAGUGAUUGCCUUUGUGCUGGGACUAGCACUUCCCAUAGUGGUCGCUUAUGUGUUCGAUAAGUACGGACUUUCACUCACCUACUUCAGCACUCCGGCUCUUUCUAUAGGCCUGUACGUUUGCCCAAGUCUUGUGGGACUGGCUCUUCCCAGUUUCAUUUACCUUAGGCUGCAGAAGAAUGAGAAACUUACCUAUGCCCAUCAACUGCAAAUGGCUCUCCAUGGACAUGCUAUUGUUCUGUCGAUCCUUGGGAUUGCCAUCAAUUAUUACGGCCUGCGUAGUACCUAUAUCAUUACAUGGACCCUGGUGUUCUAUGUCAUCCCUAUGGCUCUCAAUUUGCUGAGCACUCUCCAAGAUCGCGGAUACUCAUGGACUGGAAUCUUGAAACUGACCCAGGUCGUCCCGUUCCUUUACCAUAGCUAUCUUUUCUACACAUUCAUCGUUAUUCUCACACCCAUGAUGGGUCGUUUCGGACAGACCACUAAUCCCGACUUGAUCAUUUCUGCCUUGGCCGCCUUGGGAACUAUUCUUUCCAUGGGCUUUUUGAUUUUGCUUAUAAAUGUCUCACGUCGAUCGGGUUAUAUUCUGUUGGCUUUGUUGGCCGCAAGUGCUGCCACUAUUUACAUUGCCAGCUCCACGGAUAUUGGUUUUCCUUAUCGUGCAAAGACUAAUGUCGAAAGGGUAUACUAUUUGCAUGUGCGCCGAACCUUUUACGAAUACGAUGGAACCAUUAGCAAAGAUGAGUCCGGAUAUCUGUUCAACUUCCAGGAUCGUCGUGGUAGUGCUCCCCUACUGGAAGCCAAUGUGGAUCUAACUGGCAUGGUGAGCAUGGCAUCCGACUGUGCCAAGUACAUGAUGUGCGGAGUGCCAUAUCCCGAUUCCCGCUAUGUGAAGAAUCGUCUGAACGGAACUUGGUUGCCACGAGAAAUACCCAUUGAACCUGCGACCGAUGAACCCUUGGUGCUUCUUAACAAAACUAUUUUGGAAGAUGGCAAGACCGUUCGGUUCGAAUUUGAGAUACGGUUCACAGACCAUUCGACUCUGUACAUCGAGCCUUAUGUGGAUGCAACCAUCACCAAGUGGUCGCUACUUGAAAGCUACUUGUCCACUACCCCACCCUAUUAUAUGUUCUUCACUUACGGCGUAGAUGGUUCUCCUCUUACCGUAACUAUUGAGAUUCAGAAAUCCAACGGAGACUUCAACGUACCAGUCUGUGAAAUCGGAGUUGGCAGGCAGUUUAUGCAUUCUUCAGGCGAUAUAACUGCUCAGGAAUUUGCGAAGACAUUCCCCGACUCCGCGGUCCUGAUUGAAUGGCCAGCGGACUACCACCGAUACAUAUUUUAG